Sphaerodactylus townsendi is the source of this 1110-nucleotide messenger RNA. RefSeq lists its product as uncharacterized. The record is from RefSeq and is a predicted model, not a curated record. NCBI's taxonomy places the organism in Eukaryota, Metazoa, Chordata, Lepidosauria, Squamata, Sphaerodactylidae. The transcript has 3 exons. The coding region runs from base 1 to 1110 and encodes 369 amino acids.
AUGUAUUCGGUAUUACAGAGCUGUGAAAUUCAUGCCAACUAUGUACAUACAGGUAUCAAGAAGUUCCAGCCCACUCAGACAUCCAACCUUGAAGAAGUGACUGCUGAUUCAGAAGAAUGCAGAGAGACAGAACAGCUGGCAGCCGCAGAAUCAGCAGAACUAGAGUUCCAGAGGUCCAACGUGCAGCAACCAGCUACAUUGACGUUCCAGAUGCCUAAAGUACAGCAACCCGUGCUGGUGUUACAGAUGCCCAAAGAGCAGCAACCUGUGCAGAUAUUUCAGAGGCCAGAAGUGCAAUACCAAGCAACUUACUUUCAACCACAGCCUAGUGAGGUGAUACCAGAGGUGACCAGCCGACAGGCAGAUCUGUGGAACAGUCUACCUCAAGCCAAAGAGAAGCAAGAUUGGCCAACAAGCUCACACAGCGUGACAAGGUCAACAUACACCACUCCAGUUGCAGCACAUACUUUCAAUCCUGCAGUUCCUAGACAGGGACCAGAAUUGCCUAAGAUGACAACUGUUCCUGCAGUAGCAUCAACUCCACAGCAGGCUUUUACCCAGCCAAGAAGCAAGUUGCCAAAUAAUCACGUCGUGGCAUUACAGCACCUGAAAGUUCCGGAGAGUGAACUAGGAGAAAGGUGUGAUGAGAGGUUUGAUGUACCCUUGCAUAGUACUGCUAUGUCAGUGUAUGAAGAUGAAAAAACCCAGUAUUUAGAGCAUGAUGAAUCCAUCAGUAAUUCAUCAGAUAACAGUGUACCUGAUGCUCCUGUGACCAUCAGCAGGGCAGAAAAACAAAGUCAUGUACAGAAAAGCAAAAAUCAGCUUGCUGUAAAAUCAAGGCGAGUGAGAAGAGAUGGUACUGAAUCAGAACCUGAGAUAGAUGAUUUGAUGCCUAAGUUGAUUGUUACAUCCUCUGUGCAGCAAGAGGAGAGAUGUGCAUCAGGAAAGGAGAUAGAAAACAUCACAGAUCCAGAAGAUGAUCUCAUAGUAAACAGUUGGCACUCCGAGAGGCGUUCCAGACAUGUCACAGAAUCGAAUGUUGUUCUGGACAAGUUCGAGAAAAUAACAGGUCAACACAAACAGGAAGCACUGGAGAAUGAUGAAAAAUAA